UAUAAUACCCGUGUUAAUUUAAUAAUCAGAGCUGCGAAAGGCUUCUUCGCUUCAUGUUAACAAUUUUCAGGCAAUCAGUGACGAUGUGGAAAAACGGUCUUUUUUGCUAAAUUUCGCUUGUGCAACCAGAAGCGCAAAUGUUCAAACCGCGCAACUUUGGCCCUAGUGAAAACACUCCGCUUUUGCGUUUGCAGCCUAGCAAUGGUGGAUCUUCGACAAACAACUACGAAAACCCGAGCGACUGUGAGCCAUUGGAUGCCAGCCAGUCUUUGACGAAGAAAACCAGAAGUUACUCCAAAUGGUCGCCGAUGGAAGAAGGAGUGACUCUGGCCUGGAGCGACCUCACAGUGCACGCCCGCACCAAAAUCAAAGGAAAGCUCAUCUACAAGAGAAUAAUAAACAGCGUAACUGGAGCUUUAAAGUCGGGAAGUUUAGCAGCCAUAAUGGGCGCCAGUGGUGCUGGAAAAAGUACGCUGAUGGCAGCGCUAGGAUAUAGGCAAACAGGGGAAAUGCAGGUCGAUGGCGACAUAGUGAUAAAUGGACGGCCCAUAGGCAGCUACAUGAAACACCUGAGCGGAUAUAUGCCACAAGAGGACCUAUUUGUUGGUUCUUUAACUGUCCUGGAACACAUGAACAUCAUGGCCCAUUUGAAACUGGAUCGCCUCAUCAGCAGCCAGGAGAAAAGCUUGAAAAUCAAAACCAUCCUGAACCAGUUGGGGCUACGAAGGUGCGCAAAUACCUGCAUAGGAGCGAGAGGACAUAAAGGACUUUCAGGCGGAGAGAAAAAGAGACUGGCUUUUGCCACAGAGCUUCUGAACGAUCCUCCAAUUCUCUUCUGCGACGAACCAACCACUGGCCUCGACUCAUAUUCCGCUCAGAAAAUCGUGAGCAUAAUGAGUCGAAUGUCCACCAAUGGCAAAACGAUCCUCUGCACCAUCCAUCAGCCUUCUUCGGCAAUUUUCGGGAUGUUUACUCAGCUCAUUCUGGUUGCUGAUGGCCGCAUUGCUUAUAUGGGAAGGCGAGCGACUGCGAUCGAGUUUUUCGAGGACUUGGGGUAUGUUUGCCCGUCCUCCUACAGUCCUGCGGACUUUUUCAUCAAAACCCUGUCGACUACAGUGGGUCAUGAGAACAACAGCAGGAUGACUGUGAAGAAGAUUUGCGACCAUUAUACUGUGAGCGAUUAUGCGAAGGAAGUCGAUGUGGUGGUGCAGUAUGAGUUUCACAUGGGAAGAGCCGAGCAGCCGAGAGCGUUUGAGAUGCGCCAGAACUUCAAAUCGCCUUUUUGGCUCCACACACUCUACUGGCUGACGUACAGGGCGUUUAAAGACUCCAUUCGUAACCCUUCGGUGCAAACGUUGAGGAUUUUGCAAAGAAUGGGCAUUGCGCUGAUCGUGGGAUUGUCCUUCUACUCGACGAAUUUUUUCACUCAAAAAGGCAUCCAGGCGGUGCAAGGCGCGAUUUUUAUGUUUGUGUGCGAAAACACUUUCAAUCCGAUGUAUUCGGUGCUGGCAGAGUUUCCGGAAAAUAUUCCUCUUUUUGUGCGGGAGUUCAGAAGCGGAUUGUACCAUCCUGCUACUUACUAUGUUUCCCGAAUUCUCGCGCUGCUUCCUGGAUUCUUAAUUGAGCCACUCCUCUUUGCCUCGAUCGCCUAUUGGAUAGCCGGACUGCGCUCCACCUCCUAUGCCUUCCUCAUGACGACCCUGAUCACGGUUUUGACGACAAAUGUAUCUUGUGCUUGUGGCAUAAUGUUCUCCUGCGCUUUUGAGUCAGUGCCAAUUGCCAUGGCCUAUCUGGUUCCUUUCGACUAUCUCCUGAUGGUAACGUCCGGAUUAUUCGUGAAAAGGGGGACUAUUCCAGUUAUCAUCGGCUGGUCCAGGUACCUGUCCUGGAUGAUGUACUCGACUGAGUCCAUCAGCAUUAUCCAGUGGCAGAGCAUCAGGAACAUCAGCUGCGAUAUCCAGGACGAUGAUAGUUUGCCCUGUUUGAGUGACGGGACAUCGGUCCUGGAUCAAUAUGCCUUUUCCGAAGACAAUCUCGCCUGUGACAUAUGGAACAUGUUUUUUCUGCUAAUCGGCUUCCAUUUGCUUGGCUACGUGUUUCUUUGGUGGAAAACGAAAAGAGCGUAAAAAUCGCAGCCGCUUAGCGAUUAGAGGCAACUCGUUUUGUUAUUACCCAAGAAGUAUCGGCGAUAUUACAAUGAUUACUGGCCAAUUCCUUUGGAGUCAAUAAACGUCCGGAAAGUUUUGCUAUAAAGCCGGGGGUUUGACCCCGAUAGAAAACAAAGCUGUUUUUCCUAGAGGACAUAAAAAAUUGCCAGGGAUAACGGAACGAAAGCAGUAGUUUCGGCGGGAGCAGAUCGAUCCUGUUUGGAAGCAAUUUCGCCGAUUUUAUUGGUCCUAACUGGGAGUUUGGAGUCUGGAUGGGGGCGGCCAAUCAACAAUUGUUAAUUCGUAGAAAUCCCUCUUUGCUUGAAUAAAAUUCAUUUUACAACAG
Molecule: messenger RNA, 2493 nt
Organism: Dendroctonus ponderosae (mountain pine beetle)
Lineage: Eukaryota; Metazoa; Arthropoda; Insecta; Coleoptera; Curculionidae
Gene: st
Product: protein scarlet
Exons: 15
Coding region: 138-2126 (662 amino acids)
Cellular component (GO): plasma membrane
Molecular function (GO): ATP hydrolysis activity; ATP binding; ABC-type transporter activity
Source: RefSeq, a predicted model, not a curated record